ACGAGCAUAAAAUUGCAAACAUGUCUUGUGCUCUGCUUGCCGGUUGUCGUUUCGGAGCUGCUUUGGUGAAUAUUCAAAAAGGCAAAGCAGUUGCACCGUUGAUGUGGAAUUCAUACUCAACCAAAUCUAAUGUUAAGGAUGUGAAAGAAGCAGACAUCCAAAAAUCUGUAUUCAUUUCACAGUCUAAUGACAUUUUCACAAAUUUGGCUAUGGAAGAUUGGAUUUAUCGCAACUAUGAUCUCACAAAUCAUCAUAUAAUGAUGCUGUGGCUAAAUGACCCUUGUGUGGUUAUUGGACGCCAUCAGAACCCAUGGAAAGAAGCUGAUGUUAGCGCUGCAGAAGCCAGGGAUAUCAAAAUUGCUCGCAGAAAUAGUGGUGGAGGUACUGUUUACCAUGACAAAGGUAACUUGAAUAUGACCUUCUUUACACCACGAGAGCGUUAUAACAGAAAAUAUAACCUGAAUAUUAUAACAAGAGCUUUAUUCCGUGAAUGGGGCAUUAGAUCUCAGAUAUCUCCACGAGAAGACAUUGUGCUUGAAGGAAAUUUAAAAAUUUCGGGCACAGCAGCAAAAUUAGGACAACCGAAUGCAUAUCAUCAUUGUACCUUGUUGGUCAACGUCGACAAACUGAAUCUCACACAAGUUCUUCAUACCCAUGAGUCAGGUAUAAGCACAACCGCCACUCCUUCUGUGAAAAGCAAGGUUGCGAAUUUAGUGGAGCAAGAUGUUCGUGUAAACGUAAAUCGCUUGAUCGCUGCUGUCGGAAAUGAAUAUAUGCGGACAUCCGCUGUAUCUUUGCAAGAUCAGGGAGAUGCUUUGGUGCAGUCACAGAGAGGAUUCCAAUCCAUCAACCCAACCGAGGGCUGGUUCCCAGGUAUUAAUAAGAUACGGGAAGAAUACGAAAGUUGGGAUUGGCGAUUUGGGCGCACUCCCAAAUUUUCCAUAUUGCGUACAUUCGAUGUACCUGAAUCGCUUUUACAAGAAGAUGUAUCUGUGCAACACGGAGAGAUUUUUGAAAGAGAUUCUAAACAACUAACCAUAUCGAUGAACGUGGAGCGUGGACUUAUCAAUGAUGUUCACUUGAGUGUCCCAAAAGGGCUUUGCCGUACAGAUGGAAUGCAUGGCGAAGCGGCUGUGAUCACUCGUCUACAAGGUCAGAAAUUCUCAGAGGAAUCCAUUAAACUUGUGGAAACAGCUUUGGCUGGUGAAGAACCAUGUGCCUUACAAGAAAAAGACAGAUUUGUAGCAAAUUGCUUCAGAAAGAUAAUAAAUAGUGCUUGAUCUUUUGAAAACAAAAUAAUGAACAAAAAAGUCUGAUGCAUUGCGAUAAUAUUAUACUAAUAUUGGGUUAUAAUAAUAUUGGAAUUAACAGGGGAAUAAGGUACCAUAUUGAUACUUAGCAGAGUACGAGAUAUGUUUCUGCAAUUUUAGUUUUGUAUUUUAUUAUUAGUUUUUGGGGUUAAUAUAUAGUUCAUAUUGUUUAUUUACUUUAAAUUUCUUUUAGUUGUAAAUGAAGCAAGAAUACAAGCAUAUCAUUUAAUAUUAUUAAUUUUGCCUAAAUAUCUUUUUGUUAUUUUUAGAG
Messenger RNA from Ctenocephalides felis (cat flea), 1581 nucleotides. It is a transcript of the gene Lipt1, whose product is annotated as lipoyltransferase 1, mitochondrial. Gene Ontology annotation, biological process: protein lipoylation. The record is from RefSeq and is a predicted model, not a curated record. Gene Ontology annotation, cellular component: cytoplasm; mitochondrion. Lineage: Eukaryota; Metazoa; Arthropoda; Insecta; Siphonaptera; Pulicidae. Gene Ontology annotation, molecular function: lipoyltransferase activity.